Molecule: messenger RNA, 960 nt
Organism: Populus euphratica (Euphrates poplar)
Lineage: Eukaryota; Viridiplantae; Streptophyta; Magnoliopsida; Malpighiales; Salicaceae
Exons: 2
Coding region: 74-604 (176 amino acids)
Source: RefSeq, a predicted model, not a curated record
UACAUGUGGAUUCUAAACGGUGAAAGAGAAGGAACAGCAUAAAAAUACUCAAAUUUUAUUGGUUUGAAAGUUUAUGGCAUGCUUGGAAAUGUUCAACGGUGAGCAACAAAGCUUUUACUUUUCCUCCAUGGACCCAAGAAUUUCCUUCUCCAAUGAUUUUGCUGAUGCAAAAAAAGCUAACAAGUAUGAAAGCAGUUAUAGAGAAGCACCAGUUUCCACAGAUUUCGAGUUCUCGAUGAAAAACCACUCCAUGAUUCCUGCAGAUGAAAUCUUCUUCGAGGGUACAAUGCUGCCUUUGAAGGAUAACAGCACCAACCAACAGCGAAAAAUGACCUUACGAGAUGAGUUACUUGUCGAUGAUGAGUACGAUAAUGCGUUCCCAGCACCAAAGAUUUCAGGCUGGUGGAAGGAAAAACUGGGCUUAAAGAGGGGUCACAUUGCACCUAAGAAGAGCGAUAGGGUCGCUGGGGUUUUGGAUAGAGUAGUUGAAGAGAGGCCUAUUUUUGUUCAUGAAGAGGGACUCGCUAACAAGAGAACACAGGAAGUGUUGGUUGAAGGAGGGUUAAGUUGUAAAGAUGGUGCAGUGAAAUGUUAUCCAAAGUGAAAGAGAGGCAAAUCCUGGGAUGUGAGGGAGAGAGACAUGGCCAUUUUUUCGAAGGAGGGAAAUUUCAUUUAUCUCUUCUGUGCACUGUGAGACUGCAACAGAGCUGAGAUUUUGUCUAACUUAUUCUUCUUCUUCUUCUGGUUAUUUUUUGUGGCUUUACUUUUUUUGUUUGACUCUAAACAGCAGUCUCUCUCCUUCAUACUUCCCCUUUUAGUAAAACCCUCCCCUGUGCUCCCCAUGGAACGAGUAGUAUUUUGCUGUUUUGGUGUGUACAAAUGUUUGCUGUUGAAUAACUUCCACUAAAUCAAGUAGUAUUGGUUAAUUCAAUCUGUCGUGUUAUGAUCUUUAUUUCUUAA